AUGGAGGACGGGCUCGCCGGACUGGGAGAUGAGGGGCUCGCCGGAGUUGCUGGCUUGAGGGGGAGAGCUCGCCGGAGUUGCAGCGGCCCGACGAAGAGCAGCGCGGCAGAGGGGCGCUGCGAGGAUUCACCAGUGGUGACCUGCUCGCGGCGGCGGCGGCGAGGGGAUGUUCAUGGUGGCAGGGCGCGUCUGCCGGUGGUCGUGAGGGACAACAAUUGCACGGCGAACGAGCAGCAAAAGGGGGUGGCGGUCGCCGACUGCAGCCUGCUCGCGGGGAAGGGUCGCCGGGACUGCUUAACGUCCCGUACAAGGGUCGGGUUCUGGUCUGCCGCUGCCAGAAAUUGGAGUUCUUCAACCGCCAGAGCUCGUCGGGGCCCGCGAAGGUCGAUUCCCGCCGCGGCUACCUUCCCCCUAUCGCGCAUUCAUCUCGCCGUCGGGAGUCUGGACUUAAUCGCGACUGGAGAUUUGGGCUCGAACUCAUCGGGAUCGCUGAAACGCCGGGAUUGUUGCUGCUCGCUUCUACGGAGAAGGGAGAGAGACGACGGAGAUUUUGAGGAGGAAGGAGAUUAG
This is a messenger RNA of Striga asiatica, 570 nucleotides long. NCBI's taxonomy places the organism in Eukaryota, Viridiplantae, Streptophyta, Magnoliopsida, Lamiales, Orobanchaceae. The record is from the annotation of a GenBank genome assembly.